AAGGAGUUUGCAUAAACCCUUAACCGUGGCGAUCGAGAGGACCUAACUGUAGAAGUUCGACAGCUCGUUGAAACGAGGAAUGGGGCAAACCUCGGUUUCCAGUUUGUCUCAAAACGUCAGCGUGGACGGACUGGAGAAGGAUUCAGUGGCGAUCUCAGGCGUGGUGCCAGUAGGCGUGCCAACACCUCCUCCAAAACAGAAGGGUUCGCUUUCCUCGCUGGGCAGGAUCUUCAAACCCUGGAAAUGGCGCAGGAAGAAAACCAGCGACAAGAAGUUCCAGACCCUCUCCAAAGAUUCCGAAGAGCUGCUGGACUCUGCAACAUCACAUGAGAACAGAGGACCUGCAAGAAUCCAGAAGGCAGUGGAGGAGGUGAAAGUGGAGGUGGAGGUACCAGACAGCGAGGGGGGCCCAAAGGCAGAUUGGUGUGGAACCAGGAGCGCUGAAGCAGCCAAAUCUUCUACUUACAAGAAAUCAGAGGGUGCCUCUAGGAAUACAUCUUCAUCACCCUCACCAAGCCACACGAAGGACUCUCAGGAAGGUGGCACGGACGUUCCUGGAGCACAGAGGGAUCCCCCCAGCUCCUCUGGCCUCUUUGGGGUCACCCCUGAGGACGGCUCAGACCUCGGCAUGAAGGAGGCUGGACCAAAUCAGGUGAAUCCUCUGCUGGGGUACCUUUCAGCGCCUGGAGGAGACUUCCAAAUCGGCCCAGAAGCUCCAUCUGAGUCAGGAGAGAAGCCACCCACCAGUAACUUGAUUACAGAGGACACCUUCUUCAUGGGGUCACAGAGUGAAAUCUUCUCAGGCUGCCCCCAAGAAACCCUGAGCAGCCUUGGCUAUGGAGAGCAAGACCUGCAGAACUUGGGAAUAGCAGACACCUUUAUUGAGAGCCCCCUGUGGCCUGGAGGGCAGCCGCGGGCGCUCAUCCCAGUCCACCCGCAGGUGACUGUUAUCGCCAACGGCAACGGAGACAGCCAAGCUGACGAUUCAGACUCAGACGGGCCCGUGCUCUACAGGGAUGAAGAGGAGGAAGAUGAUGAUGAUGAUGACGAGCACACCUCCAGUUCCCUGGCCAGCAGGAUCCAGCGGCGGGACACUCUGGCCAUCAAGCUGGGAAACCGGCCGAGCAAGAGGGAGCUGGAGGAGAGGAACAUCCUCCCCUGUGCCUCCCACACCGAGAGGCAGGAGGUGCGCUGCAAGCUGCAAAGGCGACUGAGCCAAAGGCCAACCACAGAGGAACUUGAGCAGAGAAACAUCCUGAAACAGAAGAAUGAAGAAGAAGCACAUGAGGCCAAACAGGAGAUUAAAAGAAGACUUUCUCGAAAGCUGAGCCUCAGACCCACGGUAGCGGAGCUGGUGGCCCGGCGCAUCCUGCGCUUUAACGAGUACGUGGAGGUCACUGAAGCUAAGGACUACGAUCGCCGUGCCGACAAACCCUGGACCAGGCUGACCCCUGCCGACAAAGCUGCUAUCCGUAAGGAGCUCAACGACUUCAAGCGCAACGAGAUGGAUGUACAUGAGGAGAGCAGGCAGUUCACGAGGUUCCAUCGUCCCUGACCUCUGUGCUUUUCUGGGGAAUGGGACAUUUCCCUUCGUGUCACCCCCUGCCGUGGGAGAGUCAGAUGAUCUGGACCAUGAACUAAAACUCUCUGUAACCAGGCGGGGCAGGUCAUCUCUAGCUGCAGAGGGGUGUGAUUGGAGUCAGGGCCAGUUUGACUUUAAAUACAGAGGGGUUUGGCUAAGGGUGGGUCUUUCUGUCUCUAACUGCAGAAGUGUGUGGCUAAAGGCAGGGCUCAUCUGUCUCUAGCUGCAGAGGGGUGUGGCCGUGUGCACAGAUGAGCCUGUGGUUGCAGAGGCCGGAGAGAGAGACGGGUACAGAGGAAAGAUGAAGGAGCCGGUCCCGGAUGUGAUCACACACAACUGAGGACCUGGCUAUGUUUUUUUUAUCUUAGGGUUACUGUGGCCCCUGUUUUGGUCGAUAAUGUGGUGACCUUUGUACUGUCCUUAAACACACCACACACUGCACACAUACACCACACAAUACAUACUGCGCGCACGCACACA
Messenger RNA from Megalops cyprinoides (Indo-Pacific tarpon), 2062 nucleotides. Its product is annotated as phosphatase and actin regulator 2-like. Gene Ontology annotation, biological process: actin cytoskeleton organization. Bases 80 to 1555 code for a protein of 491 amino acids. The record is from RefSeq and is a predicted model, not a curated record. NCBI's taxonomy places the organism in Eukaryota, Metazoa, Chordata, Actinopteri, Elopiformes, Megalopidae. The transcript is spliced from 11 exons. Gene Ontology annotation, molecular function: actin binding.